This is a messenger RNA of Euleptes europaea (tarantolino), 2501 nucleotides long. It is a transcript of the gene SLC9A1, whose product is annotated as solute carrier family 9 member A1. Gene Ontology annotation, molecular function: sodium:proton antiporter activity. Bases 1 to 2457 code for a protein of 818 amino acids. The transcript is spliced from 12 exons. NCBI's taxonomy places the organism in Eukaryota, Metazoa, Chordata, Lepidosauria, Squamata, Sphaerodactylidae. The record is from RefSeq and is a predicted model, not a curated record. Gene Ontology annotation, biological process: proton transmembrane transport; regulation of pH; sodium ion transport. Gene Ontology annotation, cellular component: membrane.
AUGCAGCCGAAGGGCUUUGGGAUGCUGGGCUCCCUCCGCGCUUUGCCCUUCCUGGUUGGCAUGGCCGCCCUCCUGGGGUUCUUGCCGGUGCUUCACAGCCACGGCUUGGAGCCCCAGCACAUGAUGGCGACUCCGCCGUCUCAGAUCUAUCCCAAAAUCGUGCACGGGGCCCUCAUGGAGGAGAUCACCUCUUCACCCCCUGCCUCGCCAGACCUUCAUCCUGGGACUAAACAUCCCGCCAAUAAUUCCAUCGCUGGACAUGACAAGAAGCGAAAGAGUUUCCCGGUCCUGGAUGUGGACUACAAGCAUGUGCGGAAACCCUUCGAGAUUGCGCUCUGGAUCCUGCUGGCGUGCCUCAUGAAACUGGGAUUCCAUGUUAUCCCGACGAUUUCCAAUAUAGUUCCAGAGAGCUGCUUGCUCAUCGUGGUAGGACUGCUCGUUGGGGGGCUUAUCAAGGCCGUAGGAGAGGACCCCCCGAUUCUACAGUCGGAUAUCUUCUUCCUGUUCCUUCUCCCGCCCAUAAUCCUGGAUGCUGGCUACUUCCUGCCCUUGCGCCAGUUUACUGAGAACAUGGGCACCAUCCUGAUAUUCGCAGUGGUGGGAACGCUGUGGAAUGCCUUCUUCGUGGGCUCGCUGUUGUACGCCGUGUGCCAGAUCGACGUGACUGGUUUGGGCCACAUCGGCCUCUUGGACAACCUGCUUUUUGGCAGCAUCAUCUCGGCCGUGGACCCCGUGGCUGUGCUGGCUGUGUUCGAGGAGAUCCACAUCAACGAGCUCUUGCACAUCUUGGUGUUUGGAGAGUCGUUGCUGAAUGAUGCUGUUACUGUGGUCCUCUACCACCUUUUUGACGAAUACGCCACCUUUGACAAAAUCACCUUCACGGACAUCCUCCUGGGCUUCCUCAGCUUCUUCGUGGUGUCCCUGGGGGGCGUCUUUGUCGGGGUGGUCUACGGCAUCAUUGCCGCCUUCACCUCCCGCUUCACUUCUCACAUCCGAGUUAUCGAGCCUCUCUUCGUCUUUCUCUACAGCUACAUGGCGUACCUGUCAGCAGAACUCUUCCACCUUUCAGGCAUCAUGGCGCUCAUUGCUGCCGGGGUGGUGAUGCGCCCUUACGUGGAGGCCAACAUCUCCCAUAAAUCCCACACCACCAUCAAGUAUUUCCUGAAGAUGUGGAGCAGUGUCAGCGAGACCCUCAUUUUUAUCUUCUUGGGGGUCUCUACUGUGGCUGGGCAGCACCGCUGGGAGUGGACCUUUGUCAUCAGCACCCUGGUUUUUUGCUUGAUUGCCAGGGUCUUAGGGGUCCUUGGGUUGACCUUGUUCAUUAACAAAUUCCGCAUUGUGAAGUUGACCCCGAAGGAUCAGUUCAUCAUCGCCUACGGUGGCCUGAGAGGGGCCAUCGCCUUUUCCCUGGGUUACCUCAUAGAGAAGAAACACUUUGUGAUGAGAGAAAUGUUCCUCACGGCCAUCAUCACAGUCAUCUUCUUCACUGUCUUUGUGCAGGGGAUGACUAUCCGUCCUCUGGUGGACCUUCUAGCGGUGAAAAAGAAGAAUGAGACCAAGCGGUCGAUCAAUGAGGAGAUUCACACGCAGUUUCUGGAUCAUCUUUUGACUGGGAUUGAGGAUAUCUGCGGCCACUAUGGCCAUCACCACUGGAAGGACAAGCUGAAUCGCUUCAACAAGAAGUACGUCAAGAAGUGCCUGAUCGCCGGGGAGAGGUCCAAAGAGCCCCAGCUGAUUGCCUUUUAUCACAAGAUGGAGAUGAAGCAGGCCAUCGAGCUCGUGGAGAGCGGGGGCAUGGGCAAGAUCCCCUCGGCUGUCUCUACGGUCUCUAUGCAGAACAUCAAUCCGAAAGCCUUGCCUGUGGAACGUAUGCUUCCAGCACUCUCUAAAGACAAAGAGGAGGAGAUCCGGAAGAUCCUGCGUACCAAUUUGCAGAAAACCAGGCAGAGGCUACGAUCGUACAACCGGCACACCUUGGUGGCAGACCCUUAUGAGGAAGCGUGGAACCAGAUGUUGCUGAGGAGGCAGAAGGCUCGGCAGCUGGAACAGAAGAUAAACAACUACCUGACGGUCCCGACUCACAAAAUUGAUUCGCCGACUAUGUCAAGGGCACGGAUUGGCUCAGACCCCCUGGCGUACGACCCCAAGCCCGACUCGGAGAACCUCCCCAUCAUCACCAUCGACCCCGCCUCGCCACAGUCGCCCGAGUCUGUCGACUUGGUGAACGAGGAGGCCGUGAAAGGGAUGACCCGCCUCCCGCCGUCCCCGGAGGAGGACGAGGACGAGGAAGGGCUGGUGAUGCGGACCAAGGAGCCUUCCUCGCCGGGCACGGACGACGUGUUCACCCCGGGGGCCAGCGACAGCCCCAGCAACCAGCGGAUGAUGCGAUGCCUGAGUGACCCUGGGCCCAGGCCGGACCCUGAAGAAGGAGACCCCUUCAUCCCACAAGGGAAGUGAGGGCUAGGUGCGCUACUAGAUCCAGCCUGAAGGGGGAGCUUCCU